Messenger RNA from Dujonia railenensis, 2508 nucleotides. The record is from the annotation of a GenBank genome assembly. Lineage: Eukaryota; Fungi; Ascomycota; Pichiomycetes; Serinales; Debaryomycetaceae.
AUGAUAAAAUUUUAUAGAGCUGGGCGUAGAUCAAUAUACUUGGGGCUCGUUGUAGUGCUAGUAUUACUUUUCCCAGUAUGGAGAUCGGUGUAUUUACAAUCGGGCUAUAACAAAGUCGUAGAAAUUAAGUUGAAUCAGUGGAGUAAGCAAACUCGGAUAACAGUAGACUUCGAGGAUAAGGAUAGCGCAGCUGCUAAGGCCUUGAAGGAGCUUCGAGACAAGAAGUUGAAGAAGGACAUGCAACGGAACCAUGACCUCUGGGAAAUUAACCCUGAGUUGGAAGGUAAGUUACCAUUAGACGUUACCAUUCCUGAAUAUUACACAGAUAAGCUGAUCACCACGCCGCCUGUGCAACCUUUCGAUCCAAGGUUUAACAUAGGAGUUUAUUUGAAUUACAUCCUAAUGAAAACCAAGAAUAGCAAGGAAAAUGAAAAACUCGCUAUACCAUUUAACUGGAAGGAUUGGAUAGAUACCUCCAUCUUGGACAAAUACGCCUUAUACCAAGACAAGCCAACCUGUAACCAAAUAUUCAGUUUGCCGAAGAAGCUUUCUGAGCUGGACAGAAGGUACAUUAACCCAGACGACUACUGUAAGCAAGAAUCACUGUCAUCUCAUGGCUUCAAAGUCAUUAGGUCACCGGGACUCCAAUUCAUAAAAGGCAGUGUCAUAGCUGGGAGGUCUUACUUAACUAAUGAAAUGUCUGCACCUCAUAGGGUUGUGUUCUUGGGUAGUUCUGGAAGAGAUCUGGUACAGUUCGGGUUUGAAAAGUCCGACAAGACUAUCAUAACUAAUGGAGUAGUUCAGCAGUUGAUCAAGAGCGGACAGGUCGAAGGAACCAUAGAUGUGGGAAAAGCUUUCAAGGAGAUGGAAUCCAAAUUUAUCACUCCUAACAAGAAUGAACUUCCCUACAAGCGUGAAUUGAAGAAGGACUCUUUCUUGGUAUCUCCUACUACAAUAAUUUCACUGUGGGAGAGCAGUAAGCAACUGAAGAGAGAUGAGCCAAAGGAGCAGAAAGCUGCAUCUAAGGAUGACUCAAAGAAGGAGGAUUCCAAGGCUGGAAGUGAAGAACAGCCUAAAGCUGGUGAUGCCAAAGCUGAGAAGCCUAAAGCUGGUGAUGCCAAAGCUGAGAAGCCCAAAGCUGGUGAUGCCAAAGCUGAGAAGCCCAAAGCUGAGGAUACCAAAGCUAAAUCACCUAACCCUGCUUCCAUAAAGUUAUCUGAUCCAGCAACUUUGAGCCAAUUCUUCGUAGACUCGCUCAAAGGUUCUAUACAUCACAAAGAUGACCCCAAAAAGUACUUCACAGAGACACAACUCGUUGAUUCAGAAAGAGAACGCAAGGAAGACUACCACUACGACUGGAGAUUCUUCAAUGGAUUCAGCACUGCCACAUCAGAAUAUGAACAUGAAAACUUAAUCAUCCACCAGUUGACAAGAGUGUGGCUCAAAUUCACUCAAUCCAAUGACAUCAACACAUGGUUAGCACAUGGUUCCUUAUUGUCGUGGUACUGGAAUGGGAUGGUAUUCCCUUGGGAUUCAGAUAUUGAUUUCCAGAUGUCCGUGGAAGACUUGUAUAAACUUGCAGCUGGGUUCAAUCAAUCCAUAAUUGUAGAAAACAUUUUCGACCAAAAAGGAGCUUUCCAAGGUUUAGGCCGUUAUUUCUUAGAUGUAGGGUCGUCCAUAACAGUCAGAGAGAAGAAGAACGGUAAUAACAAUAUUGAUGCCAGACUUAUCGACAUUGAUACAGGGUUCUUCUUAGACAUUACGGGGCUCUCUAUAAGUGACCUGAACACCCCAGACAGAUACAAGAAAUUGCAGGGUAAGAGUGAUUUGCUGAAAUUGCUGAAUUUCGAAAGGAACAAGGCCUUGAACGUAUACAAUUGCAGAAAUUUGCACUUUAGCUUAUUCGACGAAAUCAGUCCAUUAAUUUUGACCACUAUUGACAACUUACCAGUGUAUGUUCCAUCGAAAUAUCAAGCAGCAUUGGAGGUAGAGUACGAAUCGUCGUCUUUAAUUGAGGAAAAUUUCUCUCACUAUUUCUAUAUGAGCAACUUCAGAAUGUGGGUCGAAACGCAGAAGGCGUUGGAUUAUAUCGCUUCACCUAAGAAGUAUAUUAAACAGUUCCAAAAGCGUGUUGUGGGUGCUGUUGAAAAGUACAGAAUAACUAGAUUGGGUGCCAAGCAGCAUAUAGACAUCUUACAACAAAACUCAUUGUUGAUUCAAUAUGAAUUGGGUCAUACAAUUGCAAAGAAUCAUGAGCACGAAAUAAAGCUUUUGAAUGCAAAAGACUAUGAAGCUAGCGAAAAAUUCACCAGAAAGAACUGGAAGGAUAACAAUAAACCAUUGAGGAAAGAUUUGUUCCUGUACAAGUACUUCAAAGAUAACUGGAGAUGGGAUAGAGCAGUUCUGGCUUUGUUGGAAUUAGUGGUAGUUUACGAGGGUGGUGAAGGUAGGUCAGAAGCUUCCAAGCCACAGCAAUUGAAGUAUACAAAAGGUUUUGCCCCUACUUAG